AUGAAUGGUUCCCAAAAAUCCUCAACUUCAUGCCAGCCAUACAAUACUCUCUAUUACAAUCCCCUCAACGAGUUGAGGCACAGCCGUAGCUGUAGCAGCUACUAUGGCCGCAUAGCCUCCAAAGGUGACGACGACAAGGAAAAUGCCAAUGGGUUCUCUUCCAAUGACAACAAGGAAAAUGUUCUAACCAAAGAAAUCCAUGACAAGAAGGAAAAUGCAAAUGGGUCAUCUCCCCUGCACAAGCCCUUCUCAAAGUCCAAGUCUUUGUCCGCAGACAGGAUUUUGAAGCCCUCUUCUCUCCACUUCUGCAUGCAAAUGAACGAGCCAGAUAGGGGUUUUGGGUCCAAGUUAUGGGAUCCUCUUGAAUCCCACAAUUCCAGCUCUUUGAAUGUUUGGGAUUACUCUGACUCGGAGGCUGCUCCAGCUUCCUCCUGGUCCACAUUGCCCAAUAAGUCUUUGAUCUGUAGACCCUUGCCUAUAGAUAUUGGAAGGUGUACCUGUGUUAUUGUGAAGGAAGCCACACCACAAGGACUAUCUGGGGGUGCUUUGUUUUCUCUUUAUACCUAUGAAGGUCAGGGACGGCAGAAUAGGAAACUAGCUGUGGCCCACCACAGGCGGCGGAAUGGGAGGUCUCAGUUCACCGUAGCUCAGAAUGUGAAAGGACUACUUUCCAAUUCAGAUGAUAGUUUUCUUGGGACCGUAACAGCUAACCUUAUGGGCUCAAAAUACCACAUUUGGGAUCAGGGAUAUCGUCGUAAAUCCCAUAGUAAACAACCAAAACCACCUCUUGCUGUUGUGACGUAUAUACCUACAAUAGCAACAUGCACAGGAAGUCACAGAAGCAUGAGGGCUUAUAUACCCAAGCAUCAAUCUAUGUCACUGAAGAACACGACCCAGGUACAACAUAUUAAAGGACUACCAAUGGAUUGGGAGCAAAAAUUGGACAAAACCCAUCAACUAUUCUCAAGGGUUCCACUGUACAACAAGAAUUCAAAGCAAUUUGAGCUUGACUUUAGAGAUAAAGGAAGGGCAGGACUUAGAAUCCAAAGAUCGGUAAAAAAUUUCCAGCUGACUUUGGAGGAGAAUGGGAGGCAGACGAUCCUGCAGUUAGGGAGGGUGGGAAAAUCAAAUUUCGUUAUGGACUACAGAUAUCCUCUGACAGGUUACCAGGCGUUUUGCAUAUGUUUGGCUUCCAUUGAUUCCAAGCUUUGUUGCACAGUGUAA
Gastrolobium bilobum is the source of this 1224-nucleotide messenger RNA. Its product is annotated as tubby-like protein 8. Bases 1 to 1224 code for a protein of 407 amino acids. The record is from RefSeq and is a predicted model, not a curated record. The transcript has 9 exons. Lineage: Eukaryota; Viridiplantae; Streptophyta; Magnoliopsida; Fabales; Fabaceae.